Molecule: messenger RNA, 1167 nt
Organism: Echinococcus granulosus
Lineage: Eukaryota; Metazoa; Platyhelminthes; Cestoda; Cyclophyllidea; Taeniidae
Product: Activating signal cointegrator 1 complex subunit
Exons: 2
Coding region: 1-1167 (388 amino acids)
Biological process (GO): DNA alkylation repair; regulation of DNA-templated transcription
Cellular component (GO): nucleus
Molecular function (GO): RNA binding
Source: RefSeq, a predicted model, not a curated record
AUGGAUCGCACCGCCGACAUCCUGUCGCCACCUCUGAUAAAAAUCGACGACAAGCUCUAUCGCAAGAAUCCAAUCAAAUCCACCAGCUGCACAAUGGUUCCGGUUGGACGUCUUGAAACUGACUUUGAACCUGUCGAAGAACCCGUUAACAAUGAUUUUGACUCAGAUCAGACAUGUCACAUUAUGGAAGAAAUUAAGUCUGAUUUUGGAGGUUAUGUGGCGAAAUUCUCUGUCCCGCCAAUUUUCUACUCCCGCAUAGUUGGUGUCAAGCAAAUUAGGAGACAUGAGCUUGAGUCCCAGUUCCACUGUCGACUCGAUAUUCCUGGCCCUCAGUCAUCCCUUUCUUAUAUCAAAAUUUUUGCUAAGUCCGUGGCUAACAUUCAUAAUGUGGCUCGACGCAUUUCUUGGAUUGUCGCUGAAUCCAGACCAAAAAUGAAGCCCACCCAUCUCGUUUGUCUACCUGUCAUUAGCAAUGCAAUCAAAGAGUCUUAUUUGGCAUUCAAAAAAGAUAUUUUGGAACACGUUGAAAACGACAAGGAAGGAAGUUUCCGUGGUAUCGAUGGCGAUCUCUUUGUCUCCCAACACAAACUCCAUUUCACCCUAGCGACUCUCUUCCUUGCUGAUCAAAAGGAAGUCAGACUGGCCUCACAGUUGUUAACCUCUUUUCUGGAUCAAACAGAUGAGGGUAGGGCGUUUGAUCGCUCACCACUGUGUCUAACCAUUCGCGGAAUUGAUUGUAUGAAUGAUGAUCCCAGGUCGGCGCGAGUUCUCUAUAUGUCUCUGAAAGAAAAUGUCCAGAGCUGUCGUCUCCAGACCCUUGCCAACGGUCUAGCCGAUAUGUUUACUCGCCGUGGACUGCACAGCGGCUGCCGUCGUGUGGGUGACCCCGUGAAACUCCAUAUGACAGUGCUCAAUUCCCGCCUGCGUGCUCAGCGCCAGGCUUUGCGUCUCGCCGCUGAGACAAAUGGUCUUGCUCUGUCUAGUCAAUGCUCUUCGGAAUCCUUCUCAACGAUGGGCAUUCUCCUCGCCUUUGAGACGCACCACCUCAUCGAAAAUGGGCGAUUCGAAGAGGUGCAGUUGUGCAAAAUGAUUGCCGAUGAUGCAGAGGAUGAUGAUGGAAGCGGCUUCUAUCCGUGCGUUGCCAAACUCAUCUUAUCAUAUACGUGA